Messenger RNA from Seminavis robusta, 1293 nucleotides. The record is from the annotation of a GenBank genome assembly. Lineage: Eukaryota; Bacillariophyta; Bacillariophyceae; Naviculales; Naviculaceae.
UAUCGCGUUUUGACGUGAGCUCUUGAAAGCUGAUGCCAUCAUCGCAAUUAUUCAUCACAAUAUCACAAUACAAACACCUCAAGCUUACCAUCGGUAUUACCAACACAUCAAAGCAUCAUGUCCAAGGCCCGCACAGCUCUCGAAGAAAUGGGAAAGGAUGGCUCCUUCAAGCGCAAAGACUCCGCCUGGAGAAGCUGGAUCAGCAAUGAGGAGGGAGCAGAAUUUCCCCCUGAAAGCGGGCGCUACCACCUUUUUGUGGCCGCUGCCUGUCCUUGGGCUCAACGAACCCUCCUCACACGUGCGCUCAAGGGAUUGGAAGAUGCGAUUUCGACCACUGUAGUCCACCCCACGUGGAGGAGGACCAGACCCGAUGACGACGAAGACAAGCACUGUGGUUGGGUCUUUGGAGCUCCUAAAGGCUCUGACGAAACAUUCAAAAAUUCUAUCGGCUUGGGUGGUCCUUUCCCUUGUCACAUGGAUGGCUGCGAGCCCAACCCUCUCUUCGAAAGCAAAGCCGUUCGUGAUAUCUAUGAAAAAGCCAAGGACACCGAGGGAAAGUACACUGUUCCUAUACUCUGGGACAAGAAGAAAGAGACCAUCGUCUCCAAUGAGUCUGCUGAGAUUAUUCAGAUGCUUAACGGGUGUUUCAACGAAUUCGCCAAGAAUCCAAAACUUGACCUAGAACCUGAAGAACUCAAAGAGGAAAUGGCAUCUGUUGACACAUGGAUCUACAACACUUUGAACAAUGGUGUCUACCGUUGCGGAUUUGCAUCCUCUCAAAAGGCGUAUGAAACUGCAAUUACGGAGUUGACGGAUUCCUUCGACAGAGUGGCUCAAAUCCUCGAGAAGCAACGGUUCAUCGCUGGUGAUCAGAUUACACUCUCGGACAUUCGCCUCUUCCCAACUUUGUUGAGGUUUGAUGAAGUGUACAUUGUAUACUUCAAGUGCAACACACGCGCUGUCCGGCACACUCCGGCUAUUCUCAACUAUUGCCGUGAGAUCUACCAAAUGGCAGGAGUCAAGGGAACUGUGGACAUGGCACAAAUCAAGAUGCACUACUACACGUCGCAUCCUCAUUUGAACAAAUUCUCAAUCAUCCCCAGAGGACCCAACUUUGCCAAGUUGCUGGAAGCACCGCAUGACCGCAACCUUGUGGCCAACAGCAAGAAGCAAAAGGUCGAAGAGUAAUUGGGGAGAAAGUGAAACUUGUUUGUUUGCUACUGGUACCGGUACCGGAAGUUUCCCAUACGGUACAUGUAGUUAAAUGCACGAUAGAGUGUGCUUUUGUUUUUU